CAACAGCAACAUCGUAGAUCGUUCUUUCCAAUCAAUUCUCACCAUACAGUGUUUUCCCAUUUAUUAUACCUCAGUUACGGAUGGUUAUCGGAAUUGCGGAGUCGCGUUGAAGUGGCGAGGGUGGCGGCACACUACCGUGCUAUCAUUAGUUGAUCAAGGGCGGUACGGCAUGGUAGUCAACAUGGAUUUAGAUAUCGUCGUACAAAAACUUUGGCCGCAGUUUGCAAACAAAACAGGAUUAAGUAAAAAUGGAUCAUAUACUCUUGUCCAAGAUGAUAGAAACAUGGAGAAGCUUUUGGAGGAGUUUAGGAAAGGCUUGCUGAUUUAUAAGACACCUAGUUCUCAGGUUUUGAUGAGUUUGUACAUUCCGAUUUUUCUCGUUGCCUUCUUUGGGAACCUUACAAUUCUAUUUGUGGUUUUGCCAAACAAACACAUGAGGAAUGUUACGAAUUGGUUCCUGGUAAAUUUAGCAGUAGCAGAUCUAUUAGUUACAAGUGUAUGUAUCCCAAUGGCGAUCGGUCUCAGUAUUUACAAGGUCUGGAUCUAUGGCGGAUUCAUGUGCAAGUUGUCUCACUACUUACAAGGUGUAGCAGUAUCUGCAAGUAUCGUGACACUGACUGUGAUGGCUUUAGAGAGAUACCUGGCAAUCCGACAUCCCAUAACAUUCCGUCGAGUAAGCACCUCCCAACACGCCCGGGCGGUUAUCACCGUGGUCUGGAUCACCGCCUUCACGAUCAUGGUGCCGCUGGCACUAGUAAGAGACGUAGAAAUCACGGACUUGAAAUUCUUCGAGACUUUGCCUUUCUGCACCGAACGCUGGGUAUACGUCGAGAAGCCAAUCUACAUGACGUGUUUAAUGGUUUUCGUUUACGUGAUCCCUGGCUGUGUGAUAACACUUUCCUAUUCCUUCAUCGGGUGUCAGCUGCUUAUCACGGAUGAAGGCCUCCAUCGGAGUGACUCCAGAGCGGUCCAUGACCAGACCCGCGCGCUGAUGCACAGCAGGCGGAAAGUCGCCCGGAUGCUCAUGUGCUUGGCUAUCUUGUUCGCCUUUUGCUGGAUGCCCUAUAACAUUUGCUCUUUGUACAUAGACCUGCAGACUGCAGACAACAUGGAUGUAGACUCCCUGACAGCGCUUCCCUUCACCCUUUGUCUUGGUCAUUCCAAUAGUGCCUUGAAUCCUGUGCUCUACUGGUUUAUGAAUAAAAGCUUUCGGAAGGCUGUGAGGAGGAAGUUUGGCUGUAGGAGGCGGAGAUCAGCAAAGUCUUUUAAGUCACCUACGCCGCUAAAUGUAAUGGUGCACUGCACUAAAGAAAAUGGGAAGAUGAAGGCAUCUGUUCAACUGAAGCGUCCGAAAUUCAGAUUGUGGAGCAGGAGUAACUCUUCAACGAGUCUACGGUACUCACGGACUGCUUCGAGCUUCAAAUCUCGCCGGACAGAUCUGUCCGAGCGGCCCAACUCGCCGGGAAAAUCAACAGUGAAUAUUCCGUUGAUUGAAAUCCAUAACGACGACCCCUCGAGGUUGUUCGCUUCUCAUAAGGCUACCUCAAGAGACAAGCGAGAAAUAAUGUGCUAUCAUUUGAGUAUACCUACAACGAUUAAUGAGGAGACAUCCCGUUUUAGAACCGAGAUUACUCCGAGUCCGAUGGAUAUGAAGUCAUUUAUUUCGAUACCAGAACGGACGAACGAUACAUGUGAUAGCUCACAGGAUUCGAGUAAGGAAUUAACCGUCCUACACAUGAGCGACUUAACCUUGACCCACGACAGCGAUGAAAAAGAGCCGGUAGAAAGGACCAAAGAUGGUGCUGCAGUGCUUGUAGUGCCACAAGAAACUCUCCGUGCAGGGCGUGUGCGCAGUUCGAGUGUAAGUGAUUGCUCGUGUGGUGCCUCGCGUGUAGACUAUUUAGUACUUCCUAAUUCUGUGCCUAAAAGCAAAAGUUUUGAAAUCAAGCUAAACACACAAGAUGCUUUUGAUUCAAACAUAAAGGAAGAUGUAAAGAGUAGUUCGGAUAACGUAGUUAACAUUCAGUUACAUAUAAGUUUACCCUCUUGUAAGUAUUAUUCCCGCCCCCAAAGUUCUGUGGAAACAUCGGAGGAAGAGACGGAUAGCACUACAUGUAAACACAGAACAAGUUGUACGGAAGAUAGCCAUUUGUUAUCAAAUGAAGACGACAGGGACUUGGCAACAUACAUGACAUGAAGGUUUGGUCUCAACGAUUCUGAUACCUGAACCUAAUUGCUUGUUGAAAAUAGAUUCAACAAAUGCAGAGCUUUUGUUCAAAUUGUAUCCGCUUAGGAGAGUAACUAUUCAAAUGGAACCACAUAGAAAUAUUGCUGGCUGGUUUAAGCCUCAUUUUAGUACGAUUUCGCAUCAAAGCGGAGUUCAUCGUCAUCAUCAUUCUUCAUCAUAUCGCUGUCAUCGUCGUUCUCAUCGACAUCAUUGCAUCAUCAUCAUCAUCCUUUUGGUCAUCAUCAUCGUCAGCAUCAUCAUUAUCAUUUUCAUCAUCGUCACAGUCAUCGCAAUCAUCAUCUUUGACAUCCCCGCAUCAGCGUCCUUUGCUCUCAUCAUCAUUAUGAAAAGCAAAAUAGAGACAGCAUUGUCAUUACCAAACUACUGACACCCACUUUUUUUAAAGCCGAUUUAAUUUUCGAAGUCUACGGUCUUAUUCAACAGGGUCCAAGAAGCAAACGACAAGGGAUACCUUUAUCUUAAUUACAACAUUUUACUAAAUGCUAGAGUAGCAAGGAUCUGUCAUAAACGUACCUUAUUGUAGUUCUGAUACUUAACCAUGUAAAUGCUAUGUGAAAAUUGAUCCAUGAGUGGCAACUGUGUCCCCAUCUUUGUUUCCUUGUCAUGACUUAGGUUUUGUUAUGUUCAGGGCUCACGCCUCGAGCCCUGACUACAUCAACAUCUACUUCAACAUCAUGUGGUUCAGGGUUCCUUGAAAAACUGCAAGUAAAUUAAAUUAUAUCAGAAAGUGUCUUGCGCGAAUAAUAUUACCGCUGCAGUAACCCUACUAAUCACUAUCACACAUUCAUUCUGUUAGUUUAAGCAAGCAGGGUUUCGCACGAUUAUCAAAGACUGAGAUUUCAGUGAAACUUCUUUUAAACCAUUUUGAUUUGCAUUCCUCUUGGGAAGAGUGUAAUGUAACUUUGUGCCGAAACCUGGGAGACAGGGUGCCCGGAUGUGGUCACUAGAGGGUAGGGGGUGGGGCUGGGGGUGGGCGGAGUGCUACCAUUCUACCUAAGUAUUAGCGACGGCUUGUUGGAAAUGAAUGAAGUUAUGGUACGGACUAUCAUUGCAAGCCAAGAGUUUAGAAGGCAAUCAGGGAUCGAUUUUGAUUGUCUAAUCAGGAUGAACCAUGUCCGUGUUCCACUUUAAGUAGGCCUAUACAGGGAGGACUUGUAGUUGUAUCAAGGAGGCAUUGGAUGAUGGUGGACGUGAGCCGCUGGCUCUAUCCAUUUCCCAUCGAUCAUUAAGCCUUAUGUAAAUCUAAAUUUGAAUGCAUUAUACCAUGCAUGCACGACGGAUGUGAAUGUGGCCGUCUCACGCCUCACGACCAGUCUCCAUCGACCGGUUUUUAUCCCCGAAAUACACACUUCAUUAAUCAAAUUUCAAACCAAGCAGUGUCAGGUUACCAAAUCACGAUGGUUUCUGACCAGUGUACAUCCGAAAAAAAAUCGACAUUGUGACAGAGAUUGCAUUGGCCAACGUACCUUUGAAGCGAGGGACCCUGAGAGCCUGAGUCACUCAUACGUCGUAGUUCCAUAAAUAUCCGGGCGCUGCCGAUCGUGAUUUCAAGUGGGCGGGAGUGAUUGUGCAAUACCUGCUGGCCAGUUACUCCAGCGUUUUGUUUUUCCUCUUUAUAAACAAAAUAACAUUUAUUUUACUCCUGAUAUCAUUUGUAUCUGGUUUAUCAUGGGAAUCCAAAAGAAGCAACGUUUAGUAGGGGAGCUUUUAGCUUAUAUAAUUUUUAUGUUUUGGCAUGAUCACCCAAAGUGCAUGCGAGUGCA
This is a messenger RNA of Lineus longissimus, 4011 nucleotides long. RefSeq names its product orexin/Hypocretin receptor type 1-like. Gene Ontology annotation, cellular component: plasma membrane. Gene Ontology annotation, biological process: G protein-coupled receptor signaling pathway. Gene Ontology annotation, molecular function: neuropeptide Y receptor activity. The record is from RefSeq and is a predicted model, not a curated record. The coding region runs from base 170 to 2197 and encodes 675 amino acids. The transcript has 4 exons. Lineage: Eukaryota; Metazoa; Nemertea; Pilidiophora; Heteronemertea; Lineidae.